Bipolaris sorokiniana ND90Pr is the source of this 1468-nucleotide messenger RNA. RefSeq lists its product as uncharacterized. The transcript has 2 exons. Bases 191 to 1000 code for a protein of 269 amino acids. NCBI's taxonomy places the organism in Eukaryota, Fungi, Ascomycota, Dothideomycetes, Pleosporales, Pleosporaceae. The record is from RefSeq and is a predicted model, not a curated record.
CGCCGGCCACGACAUCUGUCGCGCUAGACUCUCGUCGACCCAGACCAGGACAGACUACCCCCCCACAAACACACCCACGCUAAGCCCUACCCUUCACUCCUCCCAUCCCCAUCUUUCCCUCGACGUUGAUGCCGGGCGUACGCCUCGCAGACCCUGUAAAGACCCACCAACCCCGCAAGUCGCACCAGACAUGUCUUUGGCCGCCCUCCGCCAGCGCGACCGCGAUGUAACGCCCACGUUGCACGACUGGGUGCAGCAACCCGACCUCUCUACCCGCCUGGUCCACAUCGGCUCGCAAUACCUGCACGGCAUCCAGGCCCCGGCGGCGGACAGCCUGGUGCUCGAACAGGAGUCCAUCAAGAGCGUCUCGUCCAUGGCGCCGGCUCUGAUCCACCAGUCCAAUGCCUCGACUCAUAGUCCCCCGUCGCUGCACUCGUGCUGCACCGAAGCCACGCCUACCGAGACGAGCGUUAGUACGGGCCUCGCCGGCCAUCUUGCCGGGUAUCAGCUGCUUGAAGAGGGCCACGAGGGUAUCCUCGAAAUGCCACAUGGCAAUGGCCGCGCGCCCGUGUUUGAAUGUGCUUUUUGGUUCCUCGACUGCGGUUAUAUCUCGCGCAACCAAGAGGAGUGGGAGCGACAUUGCUUAUCGCAUUUCCGUGGCGAGGAACCCCCCUUGAAAGUGCAAUGUCCACUUUGUGACUGGACGGCUCACGCAUGUGAGGGUGGAGGCCAUGCUGCUUGGGCUGCUCGCAUGCAUCACGUUGCUUCUGCUCAUGUCAUGUAUGGCCAGACGCUACGGACAAGUCGACCGGAUUUUGCCCUUUUCGAAUAUUUAUGGCAACAACGCUUGAUUGAUGCAGAGGAUCUUAAGGAACUCAAGGCGGGCAAUCACAACUUGACUCGUCCGCCGGGCAAUUUCGUCGAGAUGGGUGGUGCAAGACGGGAAAGAGGAGGACGACCGCACCGGACGCAGCAUGUUAGGAUGACGAGACAGUCAUGAUGUUUACCCCUUCCCUUCUUCACUCCUCCCUUUUUCUUAUUUCUUUGCUCCUGCUCUUUUCUCAUGCGGGUUCGGCGCACAUCUUUCCUAUUACCAUUGUCCGCAGACUGGCACACCAAGGACACACACAAAAAGCAUAGCCUCGGCGUUAUUCUGGCGUUUUUCUUCUUGUUCGGGGACCCUACAGGAUUUCUCUUCUCUUCUCGUUUUUUUCUUCUUCUCGUAUUCCUGACUUCAAGUUGCUGCCUGGAGAGCCCCUCCUCUUAUCCAUUUUUUUUUCUGUACGACUGACCCCACAUUAAGUCGGUUAAUUCAUCUAUUCUUCAGAAAAAAUCAAUGGAACAGUAUGUAUGUACAUAUAAAUGUCCACGCGUGACUUUUCCAAAAGAAAAACCAAAACGAGUAAAAGAGGCAUUAAAUUUUCGAAGGGAAAACACUCUUAUAUCCCCUCUCUCUAUCUCACUCCAC